AUGGGCGCCAAGCAAAUCCAAAUAUUCAGCGACUCGCAGCUUGUUGUCCACCAAGUCAACCAGGACUUCACGGCCAAGGACGUCUCCAUGACAGCCUACCUCCAACAUACCCGCCACCUACUUACAACUUUCAAUGCUUAUCUCAUAGGCCAGGUGCCACGCUCCGAGAACAGCCAUGCUGAUGCAUUAGCAAGGCUAGCCUCGGCAAUGGAGCAGGGCAUAGGUCGCAACAUCCACAUCGAGUUCUUGGACCAGCCCAGCACAUGGGCACCACUCAUUUGUGUCAUCGAUCAAAGCCCUACAUGGAUGGACCUUAUCACUCAGUUCUUGCAUAACCAGACACUACCUGCUGAUCCUGCUGAAGCGCGGCGUGUUCGCUAUCGUUCCGCUCGAUACUUGAUCAUCAAUGGCGCCCUAUACAAGCGCGGCUUCAGCCUCCCCCACCUUCGGUGCCUGACCCCAGAGGAAGCUGAGCCAUUGACAGCCAUGGUGGAAGCUGUGAACAAGAUCAUCAAGAAAACUCUAAAAACCAAGCUUGACAAAGCUAAGGGCUGCUGGCCAGAGCUACUCCCAGAGGUUCUCUGGUCCUACCGCACCACCUUCCGGACCUUAACAGGAGAAACACCUUUCUCUCUCUCCUUUGGUACCGAAGCAGUGGCACUAGUGGAGAUUGGCCAGCCCACAUACCGCACCUCCACUUAUGAGGCCGAAGCCAAUGACGAGCAGCUAGCCCUGAACCUCGACUUCAUUGAUGAGCUUCGUGACCAAUCCAACAUGCGCAAUGUCCCGUACAAACAGCGCAUCGCUAAGCACUACGACUCCCGAGUCAAAGCCCUUGCUUUCAAACUUGGGGACUGGGUCAUGCGCAAGAUUUCCUUGGCCACCAAGAAUCCUACUGAAGGUACCUUGGGCCCAACAUGGGAAGGUCCUUAUGAGGUUACCAAAGUCUGCCGCCCCGGCACUUAUCAGCUUCGUGAUACCAAGGGCAAGACCUUGCCUCAUCCUUGGAAUGCUAAUCACCUCAAGUACUACUAUAAGUAA
Messenger RNA from Prunus armeniaca (apricot), 1041 nucleotides. NCBI's taxonomy places the organism in Eukaryota, Viridiplantae, Streptophyta, Magnoliopsida, Rosales, Rosaceae. The record is from the annotation of a GenBank genome assembly.